Messenger RNA from Venturia canescens, 1628 nucleotides. It is a transcript of the gene pasi2, whose product is annotated as Protein pasi2. The coding region runs from base 193 to 954 and encodes 253 amino acids. The transcript is spliced from 5 exons. The record is from RefSeq and is a predicted model, not a curated record. NCBI's taxonomy places the organism in Eukaryota, Metazoa, Arthropoda, Insecta, Hymenoptera, Ichneumonidae.
ACCACAUCAGUGUGUGACUAACGCGCGACGAUAGUUUACUAUUGUGAAUAAGUUCGUGCCUCACGUAAAUUUUAACAACGAAAGAAAUUAGGUGUGUCCCUUUGGGCCAUUUGAUUGUGCCUUAACGAUCUCUGAUGCAACAAGUCUUUUAAUUUAAGCGUAUGACUUUUGUUUUUCUCAUAUACGAGAAUAAUGAAUUACGGAAAGAAAUCGCCCAGCAUGGGCACACCUUCGAUUUACUCGCACGUUACAACUCGUAGCAGCGCCAAUCUCAGAUCUUCAAGAUCAGUAAAAAGCGUCAAAAUUCCAUGGUACCAAAAACCCUUGCUAUCCAAUGCUUUUGUACUUGAUAUACAAAGAGGGGCUGUUGUAACAGGUGUUUUUUCACUGUGCUUAGCGCUAUUUACCAUAUGUACAGCAGUUUUCGAUAUUUACUGCCUUUCACUAGCAGCCCCUGGGUCUGAACAUUAUGGAUAUUAUAUCAUAUCAUACGAAUUCGUUUACGUGGGCAAUCCUAAUGUCCGCAACGCCCUGGUAUUUUUCGCUCUAUUCUCAAUGUUGGGCGGAUUAGCAGUAUUGAUGACAUCGGUAAUGCUAAUAAGAGCAUUGCGCAAGGAGUACGAGAAGAAAAUGGUGCCAUGGUUGUACUCUUUUGCGAUCUUCACUAUUUUCCGAUUCUUCGCAUUCAUAUUCUUCAGCAUCGUAAACGACAUGAUAUUUUUUUACAACGUCAUGACGUGUUUGUUAUGGAUUGCAUUCAUAUGCUUUUCCGUUUACGGUUGGCUCGUCGUUUAUUCUUUGUACAUCGAGCUCUCCGAUUUGACGCGGCUCGAGGAUUUGGCACAUCUGAGGAUUGGAACGAUGCAGUCUCUGAAUGCAUCGACGACUCACUCAAUCGCUGGUUCGCGACCGACAACCCCCCACAGCACAGUGUCAACAAUGCCUGUGAAUUAAGACCGAGAGCAGCGGACAAACGUGAUUAUUUAUCCACAAAUAUUUCAACAGUGUCUCGCUCCACUGCCACGCAAACUCUUGAGAAGCUUCAUAAAGAAAAAGAGAAAAUGCACUGUGCCUUUUGCGUCUCCAAGACGGCCUGGCAAAAAAAACUCAUCCGCUGAAUCGCAUGUACAUAAUUUACGAUGAGUUUCGUAUUCACUGUUUUUAGGUGACAAUUCCGUCCAAAAUGGAAACAAAACUUUCCAUCGAUCUUCCUGAUCGAAAGAAAAUUUACGCAUUAUGCAAUAAGAAAAUAUUGUAUAUUGAAAUUUUCUUAUUAAUUACGCACCAGAGUACGAUUGUAGAGUAUUUUAAACUUUUAAGUCGUAUUUUUUAACGAGGAUUUACAAAUGUUGACAAGUUUGACAGACUUUGCCUUACGUUCUCAUCCGUCCAAUUUUUAUAUUGUACCAAGUACCACGUAGUUUUAAUCUAUAUUUUUGGAAUUUAUAUUCCAAUCGCUGAUGAAUUCGUAAUCGAAUGUGUCUAUUAAUCAAAUUUCCAAUCGCACCAUCGAUGCAAUCACAACGCGUAGCGUUUUAACCGCAGUUAAUCGGGGAACACACCGAUAUUUUUAAAAUGUAUUUUUAUGUAUUACAAAUAUUGUUCAAUAAAUCAAAUUUUACAUAAGA